This is a messenger RNA of Schistosoma spindalis, 2588 nucleotides long. The record is from the annotation of a GenBank genome assembly. NCBI's taxonomy places the organism in Eukaryota, Metazoa, Platyhelminthes, Trematoda, Strigeidida, Schistosomatidae.
AUUUUAUAAUUCUCAUCAUUUCACUAUUUUGGUAUCAAAUAGUUAUUCACUUCAAUAAAAGUUCUGGUUUUUAUCUUGUUCAGCCUCAAACAACCAAUAAUUAUCGGUUCCUCUUUGAAGAGGAAACGAAGGCAAACAAGGGGGAAACAAAGGAGAAAAUGCGUUGGAAAACAAAAAUAAAAUAAGAUGGUAACGUGCCAAAUUAUCUGCUUUUUCACAUAAGAGAGAAAAGUCCGCAGUUUUUUUAAAUAACUGAUGUGAAGGCAAAAAAACGACAUUUUCUAUUUGUUCGUAUUUAUUUUCCCUUUAUUGGUUGCUUGAGGCACUACUUCAUUUUCAUACAUAAUAAACUUAAUUGUUCGUUUUGGGUAAUUAGCACAAAAACUCCAUUUUCCCCAGGAUCUUAUAUUGUUUUUAGGAAAUCUGUUCAAAUUUUUUCGGAAGUAAACCCGAGCACUAAUCUGGUGUGCCAAAAACUGUAGUAUCUUAUCAAAUACAUUUCUACUUGUAUUGAUGUGCUCUAUUCUGUUAAACUGAGAAAAGCAGCUUCAAUAUUGGCUUAGACUAAUUUUCUCACAUUCGUUAAGUCCAGAUACGGUACCAAAAAACUGGAGGCUAGCUCACAUUUCACUCGACUUUGAAGGAGACGAACAUGAAAUAGUAGAGAAUCUCUUUAAAAAGACUUGUCUACUCAUUUCUCUCUUACUGAAUGCGUUGAUAUAAAUACGAUUGGGGAGUUAUCACAGAGAAGAAGAAGAAGCAUAGAUCAUAAAUCAAUAUUUUUUAUAAUUGUGCCCAAUUAUCAUCCUACUACUUAUUUCUAUAUUCAAUCAUUUGGUCAGUGAUUCUAUCUUCUAAAUUCUUGCAUCGUUUCUAUGAGUAAAUGAUCACAUUAGCCAUCUCAUUCAUUUCAGAAUGUUAUAAAAUAAACUGGUCAUUGUAAAACACUGUCCUUUCACUUUUCCAGAUCUCUUAUUGUAUUAUUAAUUAAAAUAUCAGAAUUAUCCAAGACUAUUGCAAAACUUUAUCAUGGUAUACAAUUGUUAAUAAUGAAAUGGUUGAAUCAAUCUACCAAUAAAUCAAAUGGAUCGGUUAGUAAAAAUAUUAGCAUGGAAACUACACAAACAAUACUGGAUAAGAAUGAAGCUUGUAGACAAUCGUUAAAACAACAAAUUCAUCUAAUCAAUGAAUCGCAAAUCUCUACAACAAAAAAAGAAAAAACAGAAAUGAUAGUCAAUAGAAAGGAAACACUUGAAAAUAAGAAUAUGAAUGUAAAACAAGCAGCGAUUAUUAUCCAGUCGAAUUGGAGAGGUUAUUCUGAUAGAAUGAAAAUAAAACGUAUGAAUGAAAGCAUUGGAACUUUACAGCGACAUUUUAGAGAACGUCAAUUGAAAAAAUUAGAAAAUGAGCAACAAAUUCAACUUGAAAAAGAAUCUCAGAUGAUGAUCACAAAGAAUCGUCAUAAACGUUAUCGAGAGAAAUUAGAAAGAGAAAUUAAAUUAUGGUCAAGUUUACCUGGUUGUUUAGUUGAAAAUGAAUGGAAUAAAGAACGUGAAUUAGCUGCUAUAUCUAUUCAACGACAUUAUCGUGGUUACUGUGUACGAAAAUAUAUGAAAAAUCAACGAGAUUAUUUAAAGCGUAAUAAAGCUGCUAGAAUAAUUCAAUUAUAUUUUCGUAAAUAUUUAUCACGUAUAGAGUGUGCAUCGUCUGGUAAAGGUGUAUUCAAAAUAAAUUCAACAGAGAAUAAAUUAAUCAAUAAUAAAAAAUUAGAAAUCACUAUGAAGAAAGUUCUCGAAGAACAUCAAAAAUGGUGUGAAACACAUCAACAAAGUAUGAGACCAAUCAAUCAAUUAGAAGAUGUCCAUAAAGAAACCCUAGUUAAAAUUGAUCAGUAUCGCCGUAAUUAUCGAGUAAACAGUAUUAAAAGUCAAACUAGACAAGUGACAUUAACAAGAAUGAAGAUCGACGCAGAUUUACUGUUGAAUGAGUUCACUGACGAAGAAGAAGAAGAAGAAAAAGAAAAGGAUAAACAGUUAAAAAAUGAAAUAAAACUCAAGAAAACAACAACACUAAAUGAAAUAGUUGAUAAACAUAUUGAAAAUUCUGAUUUAACUAAUGCAUUUAGUCAAUUCACUUGUCGUGUUCAACCAUUGACACGUUUAGCUCAAAUGGAACAUCAUGAUAAAAUGAUAAGAAUGAAUUUAAACAAAUCAUGGUGGAAUAUAUUCAUGGAUGAAUGGAGAAAGAAACAAGAUGAGUAUAUACUAUCAUAUAAUAAAAAUUGCUCAAAUUUGAUAGAUACCGAUGUUACUAAUUCAAAUGUUGAUAAUGAUGAUUUAUCAUGGUUACCUGAUCGAUUUAUUGAAGAAUUGGAGAGUCGGGAUAUUUUUCAACGGUGAAAUAUGCAUUUUUCUUUGAAUUAUAUCUUUUUACCUAGGGUAAUGCAGAUGAACGUAAACUAGAUUUAUCAGAAUUAAUUUUAUUGCUAAGGAAAAAUCAUAUAAAUUUCAAGAACUGGAUUCAAUAAGUUGUACUUUAACAUUUUGUACACCAUACCGGUGAUAAUAGAACAUGUUACCUGAUGUUAU